AUGGCGCUCUCUUCCUGUGCCCGUCGCCCACACUUUCCCAUCCCGUCGCUCGCCACUUACCCUUCCCGUCGCCUUCGAUUUCUUCCCGUCGCCCUCGCGAUUCCUUUCCCUCACCCUCGCAAUUCGUUCCCGUCGCCCUCGCGAUUCCUUCCCGUCGCCCUCAAUUUCUUCCUGUCGCCCUCGCAAUUCGUCCCCGUCGCCCUCGCCUUGCCUUCUCGUUGCCCACGCGAUUCCUUUCCUAACGCACAGCACUCCAUCCGUCCCCUCUUACUCUCGUCCCUCUCCUCUCUGCUUCUCCCUUACCUCUAUGUCCCCUCCGUCCCUUCCCUUUCUCGCGUCCAGUGCGUCAAUCCUAUUCUGCACCAUCCGGCUGGCGCUGAUGAUCGAGGACCUGCGCGAGGCGGAGCGGCGAGGGAGAAUGAAAGCGGGUGCUCUUACUAUGAGAUUGCCGGCGCCUACCUCGAGGUGCGGGCGAUGGGCUGGGAAAGGUGGGCGGGGGUGAGGGGAGAUGUGGGGGAGGGGAAAGAGAGGGCUGGGAGAGGGCUGGGAGAGGGGAGGGGGGGGGAAAGGGCGGGGAAGGGGGGGGGGGAGGGGGAGGGGGGGGGGGGGAUGGAGGGGGAAGGCAUGGAGCACAAAAGAGGGUUCUUUCGCGGCGAGAUCGCGGACGCAUUCAACGAGGUGCGCAGGGAAGAGGGGAUAGGUGUGUGCACACUGUGCAAAAUCCCCUGCCCUUGGCCUCCCCGCCUGUUCCCCUCCGUGCCAUCCCCGCCCUUCCCCUCCUUCCCCUUUCACCCUUCCCCCCUGCUACGGGUGUGA
Closterium sp. NIES-65 is the source of this 816-nucleotide messenger RNA. Lineage: Eukaryota; Viridiplantae; Streptophyta; Zygnematophyceae; Desmidiales; Closteriaceae. The record is from the annotation of a GenBank genome assembly.